CCAAGCGCGCCCGCCCUGCGGCCGGACUAAAGGAAGCCACCAAAGGUCCUUUCAGCUGCCCUGCGACCUCGCGGUCUCUGUGUCGACUCCGCGCGGGCGUGUGAUGAAGAAGCUGCUGCGAGGGUGAGGAAGAGUCGGGGUUGAUCCCCAGCUGCGCUCCGGGCCGCCCUGCCUGAAGAAAUGAGUGGUGGCUUGGCUCCAAGUAAGAGCACAGUGUAUGUGUCCAAUUUGCCUUUCUCCCUGACAAACAAUGACUUAUACCGGAUAUUUUCCAAGUAUGGCAAAGUUGUGAAGGUUACUAUAAUGAAAGACAAAGAUACGAGAAAGAGUAAAGGGGUUGCAUUUAUAUUGUUUUUAGACAAAGACUCUGCGCAAAACUGCACCAGAGCCAUUAACAACAAACAGUUAUUUGGUAGAGUGAUAAAGGCAAGCAUCGCUAUUGACAAUGGAAGAGCAGCUGAAUUCAUCCGAAGGCGAAAUUACUUCGAUAAAUCUAAGUGUUAUGAAUGUGGAGAAAGUGGACACUUAAGUUAUGCUUGUCCAAAGAAUAUGCUUGGAGAACGUGAACCUCCAAAGAAGAAAGAAAAAAAAAAGAAAAAGAAAACCACUGAACAGGAAGAAAUUGAGGACCCAGCAGGCAGUGAAGAUGAGGGGGAGGACCCUGCUCUUGACAGCCUCAGCCAGGCCAUCGCAUGCCAGCAAGCCAAGGUGGAAGAACAAAACAAAUGGAAACCCAGUGCAGGUGGCCCUUCGACCUCCGAGGACUCUCGGCGCCCAAGGAUAAAGAAGAGUGCCUACUUCAGUGAUGAGGAAGAACUCAGUGAUUAGAGUUAUGCACUGCAAACUUUGGUAAAAUGAAAACCAGCUGCAGUACAAAGUGUGUGCAUACAAGGGCACUGUUAACGAAAUAGUGUUUUUUACUGCAAAAUAGUGCACAGAAGAUGAAAUACAAUUUUUUAAAUUAUUGUGUUUGGAGCUUGGCACAGUGACAACUGUGAUCCCAGUUGGGAGGCUAAGGCAAGAGGACUGUAAGUUCGAGUGCAGCCUGGGCAACUCAGCAAUGUAGCAAAACCCUGAUUCAAACAAUUUGGAAAGUUACACCGAGGACGUAGAUCAGUGCGAAGGACCUGGGUUCAAUCACCAGUAUAAAAAACAAAUCGUAUUUCUACCUUGCCAUGGCAUAGUAGAGACUUAACAUCUGUGGUCCAGAAAUCCCAAAUGUUCUAAAGUCCAAAACUUUGAGCACAACAUGAUGGCUCGAAUAGAUAAUUCCACACCAUGCAACUGUGAUUGAUGUGCAGCAUUAUGGAAAUUACUGUAUUUGACUGCCUCCAGGAUAUGUACAUAGGCAUAUAUAAAAUAUAAAUGAAUUUCAUGCUUAGACUGAGGUUCCAUCCCCAAAAUAUCACAUAUGUAUAUAUUCCAAAAUACUUGUGGGCCCAAUUUAUUUUGUUGUUCCUGUGUUUGAGACAAGAUCUUCCUAUGCAGUAUAGGCUGGUCUUCAACUCACAUCAUAGUAGCCCAGGGUGGCUGAAACUGGUGGCAGUCCUCCUGCCUCAGCUUCUUGAGUGCUCAGAUUAGAAGGUGCACAUCUCUGCAUCUGAGAGAUCCCAAGUAUUUUGGAUAAGGGAUACUCUGCCUGUAUGAAAGACCAGGAUUUGUUAAGAAAAACAAAUACUGUGAUGGUAAUGCUAUUUUUAUUCCAUAAAAGGUAAACAUUAAAAUGAUUUAUUUGAAAAUUUUACUGUAAAUGCUUUAUUGAUGUUUUACUAUUUUGUAAUUACUUUUAAAAGACAAUCUUUAAGACAAAAACUUUAUAAAAACUGAAAAAAUUAGUGGUUUUUUGUUAGUAGUAAUGUCAAUAAAUUUUUCAAAUGAUAUUGUCUUUAAA
Cavia porcellus (domestic guinea pig) is the source of this 1891-nucleotide messenger RNA. It is a transcript of the gene Zcrb1, whose product is annotated as zinc finger CCHC-type and RNA binding motif containing 1. The coding region runs from base 181 to 828 and encodes 215 amino acids. The record is from RefSeq and is a predicted model, not a curated record. Lineage: Eukaryota; Metazoa; Chordata; Mammalia; Rodentia; Caviidae. Gene Ontology annotation, biological process: mRNA splicing, via spliceosome. The transcript has 8 exons. Gene Ontology annotation, molecular function: zinc ion binding; RNA binding. Gene Ontology annotation, cellular component: U12-type spliceosomal complex.